Messenger RNA from Calliphora vicina (urban bluebottle blowfly), 1266 nucleotides. RefSeq names its product ER GDP-fucose transporter (gene Efr). Gene Ontology annotation, molecular function: UDP-N-acetylglucosamine transmembrane transporter activity; UDP-xylose transmembrane transporter activity. Gene Ontology annotation, cellular component: Golgi membrane; endoplasmic reticulum membrane. The coding region runs from base 47 to 1060 and encodes 337 amino acids. Lineage: Eukaryota; Metazoa; Arthropoda; Insecta; Diptera; Calliphoridae. Gene Ontology annotation, biological process: transmembrane transport. The record is from RefSeq and is a predicted model, not a curated record. The transcript has 6 exons.
ACUGUGACACUAAACAUUUAAUUAAUUUGUACGAUCAACAAAAAAUAUGAAUUUAAAGGCUUGGUCAGCGGUACUAGGUGUUUUCAUUGGGUGUUGCAGUAAUGUGAUAUUUUUGGAACUUUUAGUGAAACAUGAUGCAGGCGCUGGAAAUCUUAUUACUUUCUCACAGUUUUUGUUCAUAGCUGUGGAGGGCUAUGUAUUUACUUCUAAGUUUGGCACGGUUAAGCCCGUGAUUGGUUUUAAGGACUAUGCCAUUUUAGUGCUAAUGUUUUUCGUAACCAGCGUUUGUAAUAAUUACGCUUUUAACUUCAAUAUUCCUAUGCCUUUGCAUAUGAUAUUCAGAGCGGGCUCAUUAAUGGCGAAUAUGAUAAUGGGUAUUUUGAUACUCAAGAAACGUUAUGGAAUUUCCAAAUAUCUGUCUGUGAUCUUAAUUACAGUUGGUAUAAUUACCUGCACUUUAGUUUCAGCUACAAAAGUGGAGGAUACUAGCAAUCCGAAAUUUAAAGAUAAUUCAGUUGAUGACGAAUAUUCGGUGGUAUUUUGGUGGUGUGUUGGCAUAGGCAUACUUACGGUUGCAUUGUUAAUAUCGGCGUGUAUGGGCAUAUAUCAAGAAGUGUUAUACAAGAAAUUCGGAAAAAGAUCAAGGGAAGCUUUGUUUUACACGCAUUUAUUACCUUUACCGGGCUUUAUGUUAUUGGGCAAAAACAUUUGGGAUCAUCUAGCGAUAUGUGCUACCAGCGAUGCCCUCGUCGUUGCCGGAAUAAACACAUAUUUUCCAGAACAGAUAUUUUAUUUAAUAUGCAACAUGUUCACACAAUAUGUCUGCAUUAGUUCAGUUUAUGUGCUGACAGCUGAAUGCAGUUCGUUGACAGUGACUUUGGUCGUAACGCUGCGCAAAUUUGUUUCUCUGCUAUUUUCAAUACUUUACUUUAAAAAUUCAUUUACACUUUACCAUUGGAUUGGCACAAUUUUAGUAUUUACUGGUACAAUCAUAUUUACAGAAGCUUAUCCAAAAUCAUUGUUCACUGCAAAAGAAGCGAAGAAAUCUAAAACAUCGUAGAUUUAAUAGAUUUUUAAUAUUUUAGUGAAAAUUAAAUUAUACAUAUGUAUAUUAGUAUUUGUAUGAAAUCAGUAAGUCCGUCCUAGUCAUCACUUAUUCAAAAUAGCGAUUCAAUUGGUUCGCUUCGCAAUAAAAAUAUGACUAUGGCCCAUCUUAUUCUGUUAUGAUUAUUAUAGACAAUAAAAUGCUAAUUUAAAUUUGUUAAA